Pogona vitticeps (central bearded dragon) is the source of this 4898-nucleotide messenger RNA. NCBI's taxonomy places the organism in Eukaryota, Metazoa, Chordata, Lepidosauria, Squamata, Agamidae. The record is from RefSeq and is a predicted model, not a curated record.
UGCUGCUUUUGAGUCCCUGUUGGCUGCUUGAGCUGUCGGUCUCUAGAAGCGGCCGCAGGGGCGGGAGCAACAGCGGGAUCUUUUCAGUUAGUUUCGUAAUUGGACAGCAAGUUUAGCGGAGGGGCCUCGAGGGAGCCCAUUGGCUGGAAGUUUUUGACCUCAGGUGGUUGUGCGACGGUUGAAGAUUGAGCGCGAGGGAGAGCUUCCGUGUUGAGCUCCUAAGAAUGGAAAGUGUGGAGGGUGAAGCUGGCGGGAGUUGUUGCCUUCAGCCUGAGACAAAGGAACUGAAACCCAGGGUAGAAGAAUUAAAGAUGGAAGAAAUUAAAUACCUUUGGUCUCAGCUGGAUGGUGCUCAAACAGGUUGGCAAGAACUGAGUGAGAUUAAGGAACAACUGCUUGUUCAGACAUCAUAUAUGGAAGAAAUGGAAUGUUUGAAGAAGGAUUAUCAGAUUAAAUGGGAUAAAAAAAGAAUUGAACAUGAAAAUGAGCUGGAACAAUUAAGACUUUAUUUUGAACAGAAAUUAAAGACUGUAGAAGAAAAUUACAGAGAAGAAUUGACAAUGUUGCACCAGAGAUUACAAGAAGUGAAGGAUUCCUUCUUGCCGGAGAUGGAGAACAGCCAAGAUCAACACGUGGAAUUUGGCCCAUCUAUCCCACUUUUAGAAGAUAUGACUGAAAAAGAGAGAUAUGGUCUGUUUGAACAGCUUACUCUGCAACUGGAGCACUACAAGGAAGAACUCUGUAGCCUACAGCUGCAUUUGGAUAAAAAACACAAAGAAGAGAUAGAGUCUUUAAAGAGUUCUCUCAAACUCCAUUACCAAGAGAGCCUCGUGAAGAUGAAGAUGGAUUUGUCAGAGAAAUAUAUCUCUGAAAUUGAGGAGCUGAAAAGAAAACACUGUUUAAAUCUUGAAGAGCUCCGUGCCCAAAUUUCAGAAGAGCACCUCAAAGAAAUUGCGAAACUUGGUCUACAGAAUGCUCAAGAUGCUGCACGACAAAUAGAAACAAAAGUAGCUGAACGACUCUUGGCAUUAGAAGAUGAAUGCAAGACAAAACAUCAUGUUCAAGCUGAAAUGCAGUUGGUUUCCAUGCAAGAAGAAAUAGAAAAACUGAAAAGAGAAAAUGCUGAUUUAAAGAAAAUGAGUGUGCGGCAAGAAAUGCAUUUGAAGCAGGAGUUUGAGCAGACAGAGGAUAAAACCAAAUCUUUGAGAGAUGAGAUGGAGGAUGCCAGUGGCGAACUGAAAAAUCUUCGACGAGAGGAGAAAGAAAACAGAGGAGGACAGAUUCCAAUAGCUGUACUGAGAACUGAUAUUGAACUUUGCAUAAAUGAAAAGGAAAAGUUCCUAGAGUCUUACCAGCAAAUUUUGAAACUGCUUCUGAAAAUGAUGAAGGCCAUAAAAGAUACUAAUGACCUUAUCUACAAGAAGACUGGUAAUUAUAGCCUUGCUUCUGAAGAUUCAAGAGAGAACCUGUUUAUGAUUGGAGAACUAGUACUUGGAGAGAAGAGUACAACUGAGGGGACAUGGCACACACAGAAAAGUGAUAGAGUUGGCCAAGGAAAGUUUCUCAAUCAGACUUUACCAGAACACAACUUUGCUUCUCUGAUGGCUGAUGAAAUAUCAGAGCUAAGUGAGCAUUUAUGUGAAAGUAUUUUUGAAAAUCAAGAUUUGGUAUUGGAAAAUGAAGAACAAAUUCAUAAAAUCUGUCAUGGCUUGCACGCUGUGGUAGAAAAGCUUCUGGAUCAACUUGCGGAAUCAACAAAACAACUGGAAGAAAUGCAUACAGUCAGCAUUCACAUUGAAGAAGAUUUCAAGGGUAGGAGAUGGCAAGUAUGUCAGAUCGUUAAUGACCCCCAUGAGCCAAUGGACUGCUUUAAUGAAGAGAACAAAGUAAACAGUCAGCUGGUGCUGGAGCUUCACAAAACAAAAGGCUUCAUGGAAGGCUGUUUAGCAGAGAGAUAUGCUUUGGAAGAAGCCUUAAAGCUGAAAGAGGAAUCGGAAUUCCGUCUAGUUAUAGAACUGGAGGCUUUGAAAGCACAGAUCCAAGAGCUAACCCAGGAACUUGCAAGAUCUGCUGAGGAACAGAAAUUAUUAACAAAUCAAAAUAAAGCUUUGGCAGCCAGUAUAGGGGAGAGAGAAGCUGACUUAGUUAAGAAAAUAGAACAUCUAGCAAAAGCAAAGUUAGAAGUAGAAUGUCAAACAGAAAAGGAUCGUUCCACCUUGAACGCGCACGUGAAGAUGUUGGAGAUGGAACUUGAAGAAGAACUGAAAAAAAAUCAAAAUCUGGCUGUCAUGUCUUUGGAAGUUACUGAUCUUAAACAACAAAUGCAAGCCCUUGAAAGAAAGCUUAAAAAUCAACGAGAUUUCAUGGAUAAGCAAGCUGCAGAACGGGAACGGGAACGUGAUGAAUUUCAGGAAGAAAUCCAGAAACUAGAAAUGGAAUUAAAACUGACAGCAAAACGUCAAGCUUCUGAACACUCCAAAGCAGAUCUGGUAGAGUCUCUCCAGAAUGAAAUAAAAGAGAGAGCAGAAGAUUACAACAGGCUUUUCUUAGACCGAGAGCGUAUUCAGAAAGAGCUUGUUGUUCAAAAUGAAGAAAUAGAAAAGUUGGAAAGACAGAUCCGAGAAUUAGAAUGCAGGAAUGAGGAACAGAAAAAUAAUAUCAAUAAACUCAGUCAAGAAAUGAAAGAAAUGGAAGCUGAAUUAAAACAAGAAAACAUUGAAAAACUUGCCAUGCAAUGUCAAAAUCCAGGUGAAAGUGAGCUGGUUAUUCUGCAAUUUCUUAAAUCAUUGGUUGAAGAAAAGAAUCAAGAAACAGAUCAUCCGAAUGAACAAAUUAUGAGACUGGAAUAUACUAUAGAAAACAUGGAGGGAAAUGAGAUCCUAGAAAACAAAGUACUUGAAAUUCAGGACACAAAAUCAAUUAUAGAGCAUCUCCAUGGUGACAAGGAACAAUUAUUAAGGGAUAAAACACAAGAAGUAAAACAGCUCAAUAGAGUAACUGAGAAACUUCAAAAAGAGUUAGUUCUUCUUGCAACCAUGUGUCAAAAAGCUGAUGACAGACAAGACACUGUUAAUAGUUGUUCUGUGGUGCAGCCAGAAGAUAAUUUUCUAAAUGAAACAAAGAAAGGAUCACUGGUGAACAGAGGUGAGGAAAAUUGUACAUCACUUAAUCCCAACAAGAAGCAGUUUCAAGAUCACUUAGAAAUUGCUAUGGCAGGCAAAGAAGCUUUGCAACAGCUUCUUGAAGAAGACAAUAAUCUGUUUAAAACACAAGUAAAAAUCCUGGAACAAAAUCUUCAAAAUGUUCAGCAGUCUUCUACAGAGCACUUUACCAAGCUGACAACUUUACAGCUACAGUAUGAAGAUUUACAAGAGGAACACAAGCUGCUGAAGAGCUGUUUAACAUACACACAAACUGAACUGAGGAUAUGUAGUGCUCAUAUUCGGGAACUGGAAGAUCGUCUGCAGGACAGACAGGCAGUGCUUUCAGAAAAAGAGCUACAGCUUCAAAGAGUGUUAGAACAGAAAGCAGUGGAAGUACAGCAUGUAAAAGAAAACGUUGAGCUUGAAAAUGAACUCUACAUCUUAACACAAACACUGCAUGAAAAAGAGGCUUUUUAUCAGAGACAGAUUAGUGAACUUCAACUUUCUAUUGGAGAACUGAAGUUACAGAUUGAGAAAAAGGUGGAAGAACUAGAAGCAUUGAGGUCUGAAAGAGAUCUCUUUUACUCACACUUGAAAUCCUACAUCAAAACACCUCAAGAUAUUAAUCAGAAAGAAACUAAACUUCAUAAGGUGGGUCUAAAACAUGACACCCUUGUUCAUUUUGAAGAAAAAUAUGAAGGAAAAGAAGAGAGAAAAGCAAUUAACAUACCAUCAAUAUCUGCUGUACCUUCUUAUGGAGACAAACUGGUGAAAAAUACAAUAACUCAUCUGAAGAUGUCCAGCAAAAAUCAUAAUAUUCAGGAUAAACAUCUACAAAGUAAGCUUUGUAUUCAAGAGGAAAAAAUAACUGAAGAACAGCAAAACCUACAAUUAGUUUGUCAAGAAAUGUGGCAGCUUAAUCAACUUUCCCAAAACACACAGUUUAUUCAAAAGAUGUCAGAUGAGAUUCAAAAUAUAAUAAUUGAUGGGACUGCAUGGGACUCACCUGAGAUUUUAAGAAAAGAGAACAGCAUGGAGCUUUGGUCAAAUCUUGCUGUAACACCUUUCUCAGAAGUUGAUAGUAUGCACAGCAUAGACUCUGAAAGCCUGUGUUCUGAGCACCCAGUUGUUCCAAGUGAUAUCCUUGGAAGUGUGGAAUGGCCUGCUUCUUACUGCAAUGACAAUGAGGAAACAGCAGCCAGUUUCAUUUUCCAGUCUUCAACAACCCCAGGACCUACCUUUUCAGUUUCUUACUACAGUGAUGUGCAAGAAAAUAUUUCAGUGAGAAAUGCUGAAGAUGUAACUCUGAUGCCACUUACCAUGCAGGAUGAUCUAAGAACUAACCUGUCCAAAUAUGAAGGUGGAAGCAUUGAAUAUGUUAGCAAUGCUAGUUCAGAUUUAGGACAUCAGCUUCAUCAGGAAAAUAAGGAAACUACACUGCUGCAAGAUGACAGUGUCAUGGCUUACCUGCAGUGCCUUGGAAUGGUUCCAGACAUCAGUGAAACAGCAAUGAAAGAAAAAGAAAUGUUUUCACAACAGUUGAAGCAUGUGCUUGAUAUGGUAUAUGAAGAAAGUCACAAAAUACUGGUUUUGUCAGAAAAAUCUCAAACUCCUGAUGGUGAUAAGAAAAAUAUUCAGAAGACUCUUUCAAUAGAGGCAUGGCAAAGAGAGAGGCUAAUCUUGCUUGAUUCAGUACAAUCACUGAAGGAUUACUUCAGCAAAGUACCACAUGAAGAAGACAAGGUAGAGACAUAA